Messenger RNA from Nicotiana attenuata, 1644 nucleotides. Its product is annotated as chaperone protein dnaJ 16-like. The transcript has 8 exons. Bases 304 to 1185 code for a protein of 293 amino acids. The record is from RefSeq and is a predicted model, not a curated record. Lineage: Eukaryota; Viridiplantae; Streptophyta; Magnoliopsida; Solanales; Solanaceae.
UAUAAUAGCGGAAACCAACACAAAAAAUUUGAAAAAUUUGAAACUUUUAUUCUCUAAAAAAACAAAAGUCUUCUCUCCUUCACAGCUCUUCCAGCUUGGAACCUGAGGGUUUCCAUUUUUAGGGUUUCCAAAAUACCCCCAAGAUUUUCCCAGAUAAAAUUUCUUGGAAAAUUUGAUGUGGGUAUGAUAGAAUUUACAUUUUCUAAGGUCAAAGUUUCGAUCUUUAUGAAAUAACAUUAGUGUUUCCCUAAAAAUUGCAAAAAACAAAAAAAGUCGUGAUAUUUGAAGUGCUGGGGAGGAAAAAUGCCGGGGCAUAAGUCAAAAUCAGAGAAGAGUGAAGCAGAAAAGACACUAAGGAGGGACCCUUAUGAGGUAUUAGGUGUCUCAAGGAAUUCUACAGAUCAAGAAAUUAAAAGUGCUUACAGGAAAUUAGCUUUGAAGUAUCAUCCUGACAAGAAUGCAAAUGAUCCUAAAGCAGCGGACAUGUUCAAGGAGGUCACCUUUUCAUAUAACAUUUUAUCUGAUCCGGAUAAAAGGCGUCAAUAUGACUCAGCUGGUUUUGAGGAAGAUAGUUCAAAAACAGGUAAAGUCACAUCUGCCGGCAUGUAUUUUCUUGGAUUCCCAGUUUAUCACAUUGAUCAAACCCAAAACUCGGUAACAGCUGCAAAGGAUCCAGACUCAGCUUUUUUCAAGAAACUGGAUGGAUUUCAACCAUGUGAGAUAACCGAGCUAAAAGCUGGCACACAUGUCUUUGCAGUUUAUGGUGACAAUUUUUUUAAAAGUGUGAGCUACGCCAUUGAAGCUGUUUGCGCUGAACCUUUUACUGAGGAAAAAGAGAAUCUUAGAGCAAUAGAAGCUCAACUUUUGUCAAAAAGGGUUGAACUGUCUAAGUUUGAAACAGAAUAUAGGGAGGUCUUAGCGCAAUUUACUGAGAUGACUAGUAGAUAUGCACAAGAAAUGCAAGCUAUCGAUGAGCUUCUUAAGAACCGCAAUGAAAUUCAUGCUUCCUAUACAACUCUUCCCGCAAUGAAGCGUAGUAGUAGCAAUCGAAGUAAGAACAGAGGUGGUUCCAAGGAGGCCAGUGAAGAUGGUCCAGUAAGAGACAAGAAGGCUUCAAGAGACCGGUCAAAGAAGAAGAAAUGGUUCAACAUUCCCUUAAAGGUUGACAAAAGGAAGCCUUGUUAAAAUAGGUUUAUAGAGAAACGUGGUAGCAGUUGGUGCCAAGGUGCACUUACUCUUUGUCCAAGCAAUGAACCUGGUUGCAGGACCUGAGAAAUCUUCGGAGGGCGUAUAUCUUGGCAUCAGCAUUGCGCUGAAAUACUGGUAGGUAUUUAUGAAAUGGUGGUGUGACACGAGAAGCACUCAACAAAUCCUAUUGUAAAAUUCUUUCCUCUUUAUUCUUUUACCUUUUGAUGUCAGUCCCCAACACUCACGCAUGUAAAUUGCAUUAUUCAAUCACAAGUCUUUCUUGAAUGAGCUAUGCUUGUGUCAGUUUUUAAGUAACAAAAGAGAGGACUGGGAUAAAGAAAAAAGUUUGUUCUUUGUUAAAUUCAGGCAAAUAGCUAGGUGUAGAAUUGACUAGUUCUUUUGUCUGAAUAGUGGUCUGAUAUAUUUGCUAAUAUGAAAAAAGUGAAUAAUACAAUA